Penicillium atrosanguineum is the source of this 2211-nucleotide messenger RNA. RefSeq names its product RING-type E3 ubiquitin transferase MAG2. Lineage: Eukaryota; Fungi; Ascomycota; Eurotiomycetes; Eurotiales; Aspergillaceae. The record is from RefSeq and is a predicted model, not a curated record. The transcript has 2 exons. The coding region runs from base 1 to 2211 and encodes 736 amino acids. Gene Ontology annotation, molecular function: metal ion binding; transcription cis-regulatory region binding. Gene Ontology annotation, biological process: positive regulation of transcription by RNA polymerase II.
AUGUCGUCCAAUGCAGGACAGAACCAGGCUCCCUCCAAAGCGGUAAAUAUUUCGAAUACCUCGGCCGCGUCUACAUUCCACUCCACACCUCCAACCGACAGCGGCUCUCAACGACGCGCUGGAGGCACUGGAAGCUUUGGUUCCGGUUCAUCUUCGAGGAAUACACCCACGCCAAGAAAUAUCCAGGGUCGCAAGAACCAACACAAGAAUCAGAGGAAAGCCCGACUACUGGAUGAUGACGAGUACAACGAAUCGGCCGUCAUGAGAUCAACAAAUAGCCGUAAAGGACAGACGUCCAUUACUCACUUGAUGAACUUUUCUCUCCCGCCUCGUCCACAGUACCAACCACCACCCCGCAACACGCGCCGCUAUCAGUCAUGGGGAGCAGGAUCCGGAUACCAUGCAGUGGACAAGGCACGUUAUGUGCACGCAAACUAUCGGUUCAUCGUGUCGCCGGAUCGCAAUUACCAUGCACAGGCAGCCAACGCGGAUGUCCACUUGGACUGGGAUUCAGUUCUUCAAGUACUUGUAUCGGCUCAGACCCAAGCAGCUAGCUGUCCGAUUUGUCUCUCUACGCCUGUCGCUCCACGAAUGGCCCGUUGCGGUCACAUAUUUUGUCUACCCUGUCUCAUUCGAUAUAUGCAUGCAUCAUCUGAUGACGAUACCCCCAUCCCCGAGAAAAGAGCUCGAUGGAAGAAGUGCCCAAUCUGCUGGGACUCGAUUUAUACAUCCGAAACUCGCCCUGUCCGGUGGUUCCGAGGCCAGGAAGGUGACCUUCCCGUUGAGGGUGGAGAUGUUGUGCUGAGAUUGGUUAAGCGGGAACCCGGUAGUACGCUCGCCUUGCCUCGCGAUGGUGCCGAGGCCCCCGAUGCUGGACAGGACAUACCAUGGUUUCAUGUCGCAGAAGUCGCGGACUACGCUCGGAUCAUGAAGGGCGGCGAGGACUACAUGACUUCUCAAUAUGAGACCGAAAUUGAGGACCUACGCCAGCAGGCCGUUGAGGAUGAGCUAUUGUUUGGCGAUGAGAACACCUGGACUCGCAAGGCAAUUGGUGCUAUCAACGCGGCGAAGGAAAAGCUCAACGGCAUUGGUAAUCCGCCCAACGUUUCACGGCAACCCAAGACUGCUAAAGAGCCACCUGUGGAAUCUAUUGCCCCCGCAGUUGACAUGAAGGAGCCCGUAAUUCCAUCCACGAGUGAUUCCUCGGCCGAAUCCGUGCUUGAGUCGACCACGGAUGCACCACAGCCCGUACAGGAAUCUUCAUCAACCCCAGCCACGUCAGACGAAGCGGAGCAUCUCUCAGAGCCCUUGGAAAGAACCAGCAUAUCCUCUGAACCAAAUCCCAAACCUAAGAAUAGGGGCGGGGGCAAAGAGCCACAAGUUUCCCAGCCGUCCGACCAGCCCUAUUUCUUCUACCAGGCUCUACCUCAAUUCUACCUGUCGUCUCUUGAUAUCCGAAUUCUCAAGGCGGCAUUCAACGAAUACGCUGAUUUCCCAGCGACUAUUCUGCCGCGCGUGGAGCACAUCUCUACUGGUCACAUGGUGGAUGAUGAUCUCCGCAAGCGAGUGAAAUAUCUGGGCCACCUUCCUUACGGCUGUGAGGUCAACUUUCUUGAAUGCGAUUGGAGGGAUGUGGUCGUUCCAGAAGUUCUUAACCGUUUCCGCUCUGAGACUGAUCGAAGGCGAAAGCGCAAUCGUGAGAAAGAAGCUCGCGAAGAGAAGGACCGCAUUCGCGCUGAAAAGGAAGAAGACGAUAAACGAUGGGCUGCUGCACGGCGCAAGCGGCCCAGUAUUGGUAGUGCCAGUGAAGCACCAUUCUCUGCACAAGACUUCCAACCAUUGGCUAGUGGCCUCGACCCCGCCUUAUUUGAUACCGGUGCUUCUUCAGCUUCUCCUCCUCGUGCAUCCUCUCAAUUUGGAGCAUUGGCUUCCCCAUCCAACAGUCCCCCAGGCUCACGUACAGUCUGGGGAACCACAGCUGUGGAAUCACUUUCUCCCAGACUUGAAGUUCAAAGUGGAACCCCCAACGAUGGAUGGUUGCACGGCUGGGAGGACGAACUGCUAGCACAUCAGGAGUCCGUCAUCAUGGCCCAGACUGCCACUGAAGCUCAAUCCGCCGGCCCAUCAACGUCUACGCCCACGGGCGGGGCGAAGAAAAAGAAGAAAAGCAAGAUUACGUUGAUGUCAACGAAUAGCCAUCGAGGCGCAUAG